This is a messenger RNA of Suncus etruscus (white-toothed pygmy shrew), 930 nucleotides long. RefSeq names its product shieldin complex subunit 3 (gene SHLD3). The coding region runs from base 92 to 859 and encodes 255 amino acids. The record is from RefSeq and is a predicted model, not a curated record. The transcript has a single exon. NCBI's taxonomy places the organism in Eukaryota, Metazoa, Chordata, Mammalia, Eulipotyphla, Soricidae. Gene Ontology annotation, biological process: positive regulation of isotype switching; positive regulation of double-strand break repair via nonhomologous end joining; negative regulation of double-strand break repair via homologous recombination.
UGUUUCCCUCUGCUUUGGAGAGACAGUCUUGUAAUUAUAAAUUUAGCUAUGAGGAGGAGACAGCUAAGAAGUUUUCAUUAAAAGUAACUGAAUGACUGCAAAAAUGACUACAGAAGUAAUAUUAUAUUACCGACCAAAUGAGACUGAUCCCACACAACUGCCCAAAAUUAUAGAGAAAGCACUUCAAGACUUUCCUACUCGUCCACAAUCAAGUUUUAUUCCUUGGUUCCUACAUGAUGGGUCCAAACUUCCACUCAGACCAGGAAGAUCACCACCUGUGAUUACUGAAGAGUCAGUUGAUGAUGUGAAAAACGACUUACCCUUAUCAGAACAUGGUGUUAAGUCACAUAGUUAUGAUUGUACUGUAGAUCUAUUGGAGUUUCAACCUGUUUUGAAUAAAAAGAAGCACUUAAUACGAUCACACUCACUGAAUGAACAGACUAUUUUGAGAAAUCUGGAAAAACAAUCAGAGAAAGGAAAGCAGCUUAAGAAGAGGUCCUGGAGUAUUUCACUUCCCGGAAGUACUUGUAUAAAAAAAACUUUUCCUUUGUCUAAAAAAUUGCAAGACAAUUUAAGGACACUAAAUUUGCACUCACUUCAUAGAGCAAGAUGGACAAUAGAACACACUAUACAUGAUAACCAAACUCUGGAAGACAUUUGGGCAAAACUUAAUCGAAUUAUCAGGCAUAAUGAACUUCCAUCUUGUAAUGCUACAAUUCAGAGACAUCUAGGCCAAAUCUGGGUGUUCUGUGAUGUUAUGUACUGUGAAUAUGUGGGAAGUCUUCUUAAAGAAAGAUUAGCUCUUACUGGGAAAAUACAUUUAUUUGUGCAUAAAUAUGGUACUAUUUUUAGUAUGUAAAUGCCACUGAUUGUGAAAAAUUCUGGAUGAAUUAUAAAAUAGUAGGAUGAAUAAAUGUUUUACUAUUUUGA